UGCCUCAUGUGCGUUCGAAUAAUUCGAUUUGGUUGACGGAUCUCGCAGAUCCGCUGAUCCGGUUGAUUAGUGGAAGAUUCUCAAUUAUUUGUGAGCUUUAUUUUCGGAGCUUCAUUUUAGCCGGAAUCUAACAAUGAUGCUCAGCAACCGUAUAUCAACGUUUCUGCGACUAGCCGCGCAAGAGCAACAAUGGCAACAGCAGAGGGGAAUGGCCACUCUGAAGUCAAUCUCUAUACGUUUGAAAUCUGUCAAGAAUAUUCAAAAGAUUACUCAAUCCAUGAAGAUGGUAUCAGCAGCCAAAUAUAGUCGAGCAGAACGUGAUUUAAAGCAGGCUCGUCCCCUCGGCAUCGGCACAAAGGUGUUCUACGAGCAGGCUGAGAUCCAAGCACCACCAGAGGAACCAAAAAAGCUUAUUAUUGCUGUGACCAGUGAUCGUGGUCUCUGCGGCGCUGUGCAUACUGGUAUAUCCCGCAACAUUCGCGACCGAUUAUUAGAUGAUACUAAGGAAGGACGCGAGAACACGAAGAUCAUAUGCAUUGGUGAGAAGUCUCGUACCAUUCUUCAACGGCAAUUCGCGAACAACAUACUCUUCGUUGCGUCCGAAAUCGGUCGCAAGCCACCCACAUUUAAUGAUGCUGCCGAAAUAGCUAUACAGAUAUUGGAGAGUGGUUAUUCCUUUGGAAGUGGACGUAUAGUGUACAACAAAUUUAAGUCUGUGGUAUCGUAUGCGAUUGAUGAGCUACCAGUGUUCGAUAAGAACGCAGUAGUUCUUGCGCCGAAAAUGUCAGUGUAUGAUUCGCUCGAUGAUGAGGUAAUACAGAGCUAUCUCGAGUUCUCUCUUGCUUCGCUGUUAUUUUACUCGAUGAAGGAAGGUGCCUGCAGCGAACAGUCCAGCCGUAUGUCAGCUAUGGAUAAUGCUAGCAAGAACGCCGGAGAGAUGAUCGACAAACUCACUCUUACUUUCAACCGCACUCGACAGGCUGUGAUCACCAGGGAACUGAUUGAAAUUAUUUCUGGUGCCGCCGCUCUGGAUUAAAAAUGUUCCGAAGGAGAAAUUUAGUUUACCAAUUUAUAGUGUCGACAAAUAGAAAGAGAAUACGUUGUUGGAAAAGAAGAAAUGAUGGGGAAAUAAUCUUGUUAAGUCUGAUUUAUGGAAUAAUCGUUAACUUGUAGCUGAAGCGGUAAAGUUUAAUAUUAAGAUUUCAAUGCUUUUGUUCAUAAUAUAAUCAUAUAAAAGUAUUGAAAUCUUAGAACUGAACUUUAUUGGUUCCGGUCUCCACAAAUCAGAUUUUAUACUGCCGAAAGAUCAAGUUUCUCAUUGACUUGGAUAGUUCAAACCAUUGCAGUGUAAAUAUCAAGAAUAUUAAAAGCUUAUCUGAUAUUUA
Molecule: messenger RNA, 1385 nt
Organism: Acromyrmex echinatior (Panamanian leafcutter ant)
Lineage: Eukaryota; Metazoa; Arthropoda; Insecta; Hymenoptera; Formicidae
Gene: ATPsyngamma
Product: ATP synthase, gamma subunit
Biological process (GO): proton motive force-driven ATP synthesis
Molecular function (GO): proton-transporting ATP synthase activity, rotational mechanism
Source: RefSeq, a predicted model, not a curated record